Molecule: messenger RNA, 4681 nt
Organism: Pseudo-nitzschia multistriata
Lineage: Eukaryota; Bacillariophyta; Bacillariophyceae; Bacillariales; Bacillariaceae
Source: the annotation of a GenBank genome assembly
GCAAUACGCAAUACAACGCAACACUAUCAACGCAACGUUACCAACCCGGCAAAGCACGCACACGCACGCGCACACGCACCAUGAGCAGCGAAUCCACGAAAUCGCAGGAGGAACGAGACGCCGCCCAAAAAAGGAGACGAUCCACCAAAAAGAAGCGACAAUCCAGAUCGUACGAUGCAACUGUUGCAGCAAAUGCAAAUGCAAACCCAAACACAAACACAAACACAACCAUAGACAGCGGAUCUGCGGAAUCCUCCAUUGCUUCCUCUUCGCAUCACCGCAGCAACAGCAGCAGCAACAACAACAACAACGUGUUGCACAACGAUCCACGACCGACUUCUCCGAAGCAGAAAUCGAAGCGAUCCCUCAAAAAGGGAAAGAAGGGCAGGCCCGCGAAAAAGGAGGGCAUCCCCCUCAAGUCGAGGGGAAGCAUGGAACGGAACACUUCGUCCGACAACGACAGCGACAGCGACGCGGCAGCGAUGCCCGAGGAAGACGAACACGACGAUUACAAAGACGAACACGACGAUUACAAAGACGAUUACGAACCCGAAGACGAACGCGAACGCCAAGAAGAUUUUUCGGUAGCCCCCAGCGGUGACGCCGCGGUCAAGAACGUCGUCACCAAGAAAUUCGACGACGUCUACCAGCGCGGCCGCAAGCUCGGCCUGGGAGCCUUUGCGGUGGUCUUCAUCGGAACCCACCGGCCCACGGGGGCCGAGUACGCCGUCAAGCAGAUCGACCGGUCGACGAUGUUCUGGGGAGACCGGGACGCCCUCCAGGACGAGAUCGACAACCUCAAAAUGGCCCGGGCCGGUCCCAACAUCGUUCAGCUCUACGAGGUAUACGAGGAAAAGGCCUUUUGCUACCUGGUCAUGGAGGUCAUGGAGGGCGGGGAACUCCUGGAGCGGAUCAUCGAAAAAAAGACGCCCUUCACGGAACAGGAGGCCCGGUCGGCCAUCCGCUGCGUCCUCAGAGCCCUGGCCUUCCUGCACGGCAACCGGGUGGCCCACCGGGACAUCAAGCCGGAGAACCUGCUGCUCAGCGAUCCCUACCACAAGGACCUCAACUCGCUCAAGCUGGCCGAUUUUUCCUUUGCCCGCCUGGUUCGCAGGCGCAACGACUGCCGGACGCUCUGCGGGACCCCGGGMUACCUCAGCCCGGAGAUGCUCGAGCGGUUCCCGGCCUACGACGUCAAGUGCGACGUCUGGAGCGUCGGGUGCCUCCUCUUCUUGCUCCUGGCGGGACACCUGCCCUUCGACGACGAGGACGACGACAUCGUCUUCGACCUCACCCGGGACGGACGCUUCGAGUUCCUCCCCGAGUGCUGGAAUUCCGUCAGCCGGUCCGCCAAGGAACUGGUGACCAAAAUGCUGACGGUCAAUCCCAAGAAGCGCURCUCGGCAUCGAGGGCCCUGCAGAGCCACUGGAUCGAGCACCCCGACGAGGAGUUCGAGCAGAAGCAGCUCAAGCGGCAGCACCGGAGGAACCUCCUGGAGGGGAAGCGCAAGCUCAAAACGGCCAUCAACACCAUCAUUACGGCCAACCGGGUCACCAAGCUCAACAAGGAUUUCAAGGACUACAUCGAGCGGCGAAAAGAAGAGAACCACAUAUCGAACAAGCUCGCAAAAACAAAAAACACCACCGGCGACAAGAAGGAAAAGAGGGCCAACUACGCCAAGCGAAAGAACGACUUUGUCGAGGACAGCCUCACCGGAAAGCCCUUUGAAGAUUUCUACGAGAUCGGGGACGAGCUGGGCGAGGGCGGAUACGCCUUUGUCUACCGGUGCAACCACAAGACCACCCGGAAGGUCUACGCCGUCAAGGAGGUCAUCAUCUCCAAGAUGGAGAGCGGGGGCGAAAACACCCUCAAGGACGAGAUCGCCGCCCUCAAGCUCCUCCGCGGGGGGGCCCACAUCAUCCGGCUCUACGACGUCUUUUACGAGGGCGACCACUGCUUCAUGAUCAUGGAGGAAAUGCGGGGGGGAGACCUCCUCUCGCGGAUCUGCGACAAGGAGGUCUACACGGAACGGGAGGCCCGGGGGGUCUGCAAGAUCCUCUUCGAGGCGGUACUCUACUGCCACCAGAAAAAGAUUGCCCACCGGGACAUCAAGCCCGAGAACCUGCUCAUGGUGGUAAGUCUUGUGCAUUGUGUUGCGUUGUGUUGUGUUGUGCCAAAUGGUGCGGCGCCUUUUUUUCUCCCCGUUGUUUUCCCCCGCCGGUUUGUAUGCUGCAACGAGGAUUCGAUUGCUGGCUGCAAGGAUUGGAAUGCGUGUUUUGCUUUGCUGUUUCUCACGAAACAAUUUCGCGUUUCCCGCUACAAAGGAGGCCGACGACGACACGAGCAUCAAGCUGGCCGAUUUUGGAUUUGCCAAGCGCGUCGUGGGGGAACUAUCCCUCAGCACGCUGUGUGGCACCGCCCAAUACGUCGCUCCCGAGAUUCUAGACUUUCAGGUCGACGGAUACGACGAGAGGUGCGACAUGUGGUCCGUCGGCGUCGUGACCUAUAUCUUGCUGGGUGGCUAUGCUCCCUUCGAGGGCGAACCCGACGAGCUGGCACAGUUCAUCAUCCGCGGGGACUACGAGUUUCACGACAAGUACUGGGCGGAUAUUUCCGAGUCGGCAAAGGACAUGAUCGCCAACAUGCUGCAGGUCGAUCCAUGGAAGCGACUGACGGCCGUGGAGGCCCUGAGCUGCGAGUGGAUGGGUUUGUCCCCGGAAGAACUGGCCUGCAAAGAUUUGGGUGGCGCGAAGGAACAAAUGGAGGAACAGGAGGACAGGAAGAAAAAGAUGAUGAGCAAGGAAUCCAUCGCCGGCAAAAAGGCCCUCCAGGCCCUCAUCACCACCAACAAAUUUCUCUCUCUGGGCCCCAUGGUCGGCGGAGCCACGUCCAAGGAUCCCGCCUCGGACCCGGACAAACUCGGUGUCGAAAAAGCAGCCGAAUACGACUUUGAGGACUGCUACGACUGGGGCCGUCAGAUCGGCGUGGGCACCUUCUCGGUUGUUCACGAGGCAAUCCAGCUGGACGACGGAGACACCUAUGCGGUCAAGAGAAUCCCCCGCGUGGAUUUGUGGGAAGACGACGCGGUGGCCUUGCAGAGCGAGAUCAUGUGUCUCCAGCAGGUUUCCGACUGCGAGUGCAUCGUGCAACUCCGGGAGGUCUUUGACGAGACCGAUUUCACGUACAUGGUGCUAGAAUUGCUGCCGGGUGGGUACCUGAUCGACAAGAUCAUCGAAAAACACUUUUACGACGAGCGAAAGGGCCUCGUUGUGGCGAAGCGGCUGAUCACGGCCAUAGAAUUCUGCCACUACCACCGCAUUGCACUCCGAGACCUAAAGCCGGAAAACAUCCUUCUCGUGGACGGAAGCGAUACGGAAGUCAAGCUUUCUGAUUUUGGCCACGCAAAAGUUGUCUACCAGCCAAAUUCCCUGACCACGGUUUGUGGCACGGAGGGUUUUGUGGCUCCCGAAAUCAUCGAGCACAGCCCCCAAUACGAUGUCGAGUGCGACAUUUGGAGCCUGGGUGUCGUCCUCUACAUCCUAUUGGGAGGAUAUAGGCCUUUUCGCGGGGAAGGCGAGGACUGCCUCGAAAAAAUUCGGUACGGAAAAUACCAGUUCCACAGGAAAUACUGGUCUCACAUUUCCGACGACACGAAGGACCUAAUUGCGCAGAUGCUGACGGUGGAUGUGGGCCACAGGAUCACGGCGGAAGAAGCACUGGACUGCGAUCUGAUCCGGGAAACACCGGACAGGGAACAACAAAGAAAACGCAGCGGCAAGAGCAAGAAAAUCAAAUACAAGAGCAGUAGCCACGCCAACGACAAAUGGGGAUGACUAGUGACAUAAUUCAAAUAUAUAUAUAUGGGAAAAGAAGUUUAUCUGUCUUUUCUAUGGUAUAUACCUCCUUUCUGUUGUCUCCUCCGCUUCGGCCCCUUUGUAUUUGUCACAGAAUGCGCGACUUCAUCACCAUUCCCCAAAUCUUUCGGGAUGACAACUGCUGGUUCUACGGUCAAYAGAUUUUCCUUGCUGCCCAAUAGACAGGUAGGAACAUAUGAUGCCUUGUGACAGUCCACAAGCCAGCGACGGAAUUCUUCGCGUUGGCUUUCAUUAUACGACUCCUGACCUCCAUCCAACCGGCUUGUUUGAAGCAAAGCCGUAUCCUUGUAUGGCCGGAGGAAACGUUCUUCGGUCCACAAUCCGAACAUGAAUGUGGGGAAAGUACAGCAUCCAACAAGAACCGCACCUCCGAGGGAUCCUUUCAAUGCAAGCGUCACCGAUGUCAAGAUCUGGACCCAAAAAACGAGAAAGCAAUCAAUCAGUAAAAAAAGAACAAAAUCCGCAGCAAAAAAGGAACUACCAAUAAUUCUUACCUGUGCCAUGAUCAAUGAAGAAAUUACUAUUUGAUGACAGAGUGGCCACAUCUCUCCACCAGUAUCGUAUCUUGGUCUGUAUACAAAGAUUAAGAGCCACCGUAGCAUCGGCUGAACUACAAUAAAGUAGAUGGUUGCAAUAGGUGCAACUAUCGGAACCAUGGGCGAUAGACCCACUAUGCACAGCAAGACGAUUCCAGAAUCUACGUAGAUGCGAUAAGGAGUCGGACCCCCCGCGCCCCUGUAGCGGAAAUCGUAUUGGAAUUACAUGGGUGAGCGUCGCGACCAGUGAAUAAAAAAUAAAGCAUGCU